Messenger RNA from Quercus robur (English oak), 926 nucleotides. RefSeq lists its product as uncharacterized. The transcript has 4 exons. NCBI's taxonomy places the organism in Eukaryota, Viridiplantae, Streptophyta, Magnoliopsida, Fagales, Fagaceae. The coding region runs from base 75 to 926 and encodes 283 amino acids. The record is from RefSeq and is a predicted model, not a curated record.
CAUCUUCAGUUGCCCCCUUCACCCCAAUGAUCCGUCAUCUUUAAGGACAAAGGAUCAAUGGGGUGACGGUCCUUAUGUAUGGCUAUGACGGAUUCAUGCAGAAUAGGAUGACGGUCCCAGAUGGAUCAACUCGUCAAAGGAAGAAUCAUCAAGUUGACGGUUACAUGACGGGUACAAAUCUGUUGGUACGUACUGACAGGUUGUCAGCAUUUAUUAAGCAUGCCACGUGUCACUCUCUGAAUGGUCGUUGUAUAGGAUCGAAGCGUCGCUUCGUCUUCCGUGCACUUCCUAUAUAUAUAAGGCGCCUCACUCUUUCAUUUUUCAAUUUUCACUCAGAAAACAUUUGUCAGAGCGAAGCCGUCAACCUUGUCAGAGAAAUCCGUCGAGGACGAAUAUUUGCUGAUUACACCAACCGUCACCUAUCCUCUGCUAAGUUCGGUAGACGGCGCCCACAAGUCAGCCUUGAGGAGUUUAGUUUCCUUGAAAAGAUUUGCAGGAAAACUACGCCGGAGGAAAGGACUUGGGCUAAGUUGGUGAACCCAAGGACCAUACAUUGGUACUGUGACGGUCCUGAGCCCACCCAAGAAGCAAUUAGAUACGACGAACGAGUUCAUAAACAGAUGGAUGACGCAAAAAGGAGAGCUUUGAUCAAAUCCCAAGUCGUCAAGAAGAGGGAAUCCGGCGAGGUGGUUCCUAAGGUGUCGGCUUCAGCACCUAAGAGGAAAUCAACAUCAAAAUCUGACCGUCCGUUUAAGCAACCAAAAGUCUCACUUGAGCCCGUGGUUGGUUUGAUGGCAGAGGGUGUCAAGACCGUCACCCCAGCUAAGAAGGGGACGGGUAAAGGACUGAUGACGGCCCCAGAGGCUCCAUCUACCUUCUUGAGGGAGUAUUUUUGUGAGAAUAUUUUGUUUGUCCGUCCAUAUUGA